AUGAUGUUUUCUCUCUCUGUGUUGGUCCUCCUUUGCGGGAUCGGUGGAACGUUGACUGCAAUUGUGCCUUUGUCUCACCAUCGGGAGAGAGUUUGCUGUCCCGAGGGCUGGACUCAGAAGGAUGAUAACUGUUACAUGUACAAAGCCGAGCCAAGGACUUUUAUCGAUGCCGAGAGGGUCUGCAACCUGGUUGGCGGGAAUCUGGCUUCAAUCAGCAACAUUUUAGAAAAUGCGGUCGUUUUUCAACUGGUCGCGAAAGCCGGUGGGGAUGAAGCCUGGAUUGGACUCCAUGAUGCCGUUAAGUCUGAAGAGUACCUUUGGACCGAUGGCACCAAGUUUGUCUUUUCGAACUUCGCCUCAUCAGUGGCAUCUGGCGGCGAUUCAUGUGUGGUGAUUAAAGCCUCUGGAAGUCAAGGCGAAUGGGGAGGCGAGCCGUGCGACGACGACGAGCCGUACGUUUGCAUCAGACCGGCAAAAUGUCAGAUACACUAAUCACACCUUCUGCCAUCACUCAUCACAAUGACUGUAAUGAGACGAUAUUAAACUUUUGUGGUGUCACUUUAUAUCUGGGCUUAUUCUCAAGAACUGUA
This is a messenger RNA of Nerophis ophidion (straightnose pipefish), 590 nucleotides long. Its product is annotated as lithostathine-1-alpha-like. Bases 1 to 492 code for a protein of 163 amino acids. The transcript has 6 exons. The record is from RefSeq and is a predicted model, not a curated record. Lineage: Eukaryota; Metazoa; Chordata; Actinopteri; Syngnathiformes; Syngnathidae.